GCCCAAGUUAGUUAAAACUUAAAACUUAAAGCCCAAACAGAAAGUAAUUGAUUAAUUGUUACAUUUAUGAACAUAAUCAUUUCGUUUCCCACCCUCAUAUUAAUUUUUGCCGCUCCUUCUAAACGGCACCGUUCCCAACAGUACAUAUCCCCUUUUCAGGUUUUUACACGUGUAUUUAUAACCUUGCCCCCUUAUCCCUCUCUCCAUUUCACUACCCAAAAUGUGUGGGGUAAAUAAAAAUCAACCACCCAGCCUCCAAUCCCCGAUUACUUUUUUCAAAAUAAAAAAAAAUAUAAAAAAAAGAAUCUCCAAUCUCCUCGAUCCGGCUGCUCAAGGUCACGACGACCGGGAAACCGACUCGGCCAGUUUCCCGAUCUUCUCCACGAGCUCCGGCGACAGUUUCUUCUCCGGCAUCUUCCUCCUCUCCUUUUCCGGUCGGCGAUCGAACCCCAGCGCGUCGGAGACUUCCUCGGAGCUCCACCCUGCUUUCCGGAGCGAAUCUGAGAACCGAUCCGCUUUCACCAGCAGCGCGUCCAGCACGGCCUGGUUGUCUAGCAGCACCAUCUCCCCUUCGAAGAAUCCGGAGCCGGACACCUGGACGAUUUCCUCCACGUCGGACUCGCUCCACCCGCCUUCCCUCAACACCGACCCGAUUCGGCCGACGUACUCGUCCACCCACCGCGGCGCCGCCUCCGAUCUCGGCAUCUCGAAGAAUCGCUCCGGCGAAGAAGACGAGUCCGAGGAGGACGAAGAUGCAGAGUUCCUCCGCCGCCGGUCCACCGCCGCGUCGCUCCAGAACUCCACCCAUCUCGGCGUUCUGUUCGCGAGGCCCGUGUCCAGGCUCCGCCGGGAAAAAUUGGACGACGACGACGAGGAGGAGGACCCGGCUGACUUCUCGCUGACAGAUCUCUGCUUGGUGAGGAGAAUCGGGUCGGAUUCGGACUCAAACCCGGCUGCAAACAGGGAUUCUCGGUCGAAGAAAUCGGACAGAUCCAGCCCGCAGCAGAAGAUCCGAGUCUCGUCCAAGAAGAAGAUCGGAUUCCCAGCCAGCGACGGGUUGCAAGGGAUGUAG
Linum tenue is the source of this 1072-nucleotide messenger RNA. The record is from the annotation of a GenBank genome assembly. Lineage: Eukaryota; Viridiplantae; Streptophyta; Magnoliopsida; Malpighiales; Linaceae.